AUGGCUUUAAUUUUUUGGGGGGCUAGUUGUGGCAGAGGUUCUUCUUGGGGCUGGAAAGGAAUUAUCCAAGGGCGUAAGGUGCUUGAAGCCGGUUUGAGAUGGAGAAUUGGAAAUGGGAAGAUUGUGCGUAUUAGUGAAGAUGGAUGGUUGCCCAAGCCGUACGCUUUUAAGGUUCUCUCUCGACACCCGGAUAUGCCUCAUCGAGUGAUGGACCUUAUUGAUCCUGAGGUUAGAAUAUGGCAACGUGAUCUAAUCCAAAGAUACUUUACUCUUGAGGAGGCCCAACUUAUCCUACCCAUGGUCAUUAGCUGGUGGGGUUGUCCAGACAGACAAAUAUGGCACUUUAUAAAACAUGGCAGGUAUACCGUUAAGUCUGGUUACGACUUGGCAAUCAAAUUGAGAAGAAAUGGAGUGAUUAGCCGAAAAGGAGAGGGUGAAUGCAGCAACCAAAGUGGACAAAGAUGUCCCUGGAAACGUAUUUGGGCUUUGCAAAUGCCUUCUAAAACCUGGAUGUUCAUCUGGCGGUGCUGCCGAAAUGUUUUAGUUGUCCACGAGAACUUCAGACGACGACAUGUCUAUGUGGAGGUUGACUGUCGACUAUGCGAUGUGCAUGGGGUAGAAGUAGAAGAUUUCCUUAGUUGUUGGGAAUGUUUGCUUCAGAAGUUUGCACAUGAUGAAAAGAUGGAUGAGAUUCUUCAAAUUAUGGCAUUUGGAUUGUGGAGAAUUUGGAAAGGGAGAAAUUGGUAG
Prunus armeniaca (apricot) is the source of this 747-nucleotide messenger RNA. NCBI's taxonomy places the organism in Eukaryota, Viridiplantae, Streptophyta, Magnoliopsida, Rosales, Rosaceae. The record is from the annotation of a GenBank genome assembly.